Molecule: messenger RNA, 1581 nt
Organism: Caenorhabditis briggsae
Lineage: Eukaryota; Metazoa; Nematoda; Chromadorea; Rhabditida; Rhabditidae
Exons: 5
Coding region: 1-1581 (526 amino acids)
Biological process (GO): protein dephosphorylation
Molecular function (GO): protein tyrosine phosphatase activity
Source: RefSeq, a predicted model, not a curated record
AUGGAGCGAGUUUUUGGCACCAAAGGAAACAAAAGCAAAAACAAGACAACGACAGCAAAGAAGCCACGCAAGAAGGACAAGACGAAGGACGAUGGAGGAACGACGACUGAGGAGAGUCGGGACACGAAGAAGAGGACAGGGAGAGGAACGAAUCGGACUCCUCGGGAGACCAAAGGAUCCAAGGAAAUGCAGUCUGCGACGCAGAACAACGAUUCGGGGAAGAAACAGAAGAAGUCGAAGAACAAGAAAGGAAAGAAGGAUGCGUCGGUGGAUACGACGGAAAAUCCAAUUGCAAAGCUAAAUGAGAUGUUCAAGAAUCUCGCUGGAGGGAAAUCCAACCCCACUCCAUCGGAACCAUCCAAGCCAGCAGCUGCUGCCAAAGUCAAGAAUGCGACGAUUUGCGAUGAUGAGCCAGCCACAUCGAAACUUCCUCCAUCACCGCCAUGUAUUGUGAUGCCGCCGGAUGUGAAGCCAGCACCACCUCCACCAGCGCCAGUUGUGAAGCCAGCAGCCCCGCCAGUUCUGGUUGUUAGCCCAGCCCCAGUCACCACGGAUCCUUUGACCCCCUACUCACCAGCAACACUGAAUUCGACAUUGUCGUUCACGGAGAAAUGGAUGGGAGAGGAGACGGCGAAGAUCUGGCUCGAGAAGGUGGACUUCUUGAAGACGAAGCAAGAGUUUGAGCAGAUCCAGAACGUGGUGGUGCCAGUGGAUGCUUGCAAGAAGUGGAAAGCCAACAGGGCUCUCAACCAACCACCACAGGACGAUUUUCCAGUUUUGGACGCGAAUCUGGUCGUCUUCGAGAACACAUACGUCAACAUGUCAGCCAUCGAUGUCGCCCUUCCAAAAUCCAAGAUAUUCAUGUGCCAAAUCCCUCUCAAAGGAUCGGAGGAGGCAUUCUGGAAGACGGCGUUCGACAGGCAGAUAUCGUACAUGGAGAUCAUCACGGAUCAAGAACCUAUCGAGUUUUUCCCGAUUGGAAAUGGAGAACACGUGUACCAUGGAACGAUGUUUGUCAAUAAUCGACGGGUGGAAGCGGUCAGCGAAGACGUGACGCGUUUUGCGAUCGAGGUGUUGCCGGAGGGAUGUUCCAACUCAAUCAUCUGCACCAUCACAAUAGUCAAGAAUUGGUCGCCAGACAGUGUCCAUGCAAAACAAGCGGUGGUUAUCAAGGAGAUUAUUGAGAUGACAACGUUCUUGACAAAGACAAAGGAUGAGAACGCGCUGGUGAUGUCAAAGCAUGGAGCCGGGCGAGCUGGAUACUUCGUCGCUUUGGCUGUGGUCGUUCACAAGUUGGAUAAGGCGACGGAGCCACCGAUUCAGGAAAUUGUCAAAUCGCUUCGAGGACAGAGGCCAAGAGCAGUGGAGUCGUUGACACAGUAUGUGUCUCUCUACACGACACUCUUUUAUUACACUAAGAGAAAAGUUGGCCGAAGCGAUGGAGAUAAGAAGGCAGCGAUGGAGUGUGAUGAGCCGACGUGCAAGAAGACGGUUCAACUAACGACUACAUUCACGAAUGCACUGAUCGCAGAAAUCAACGCCGCCGCCGGAAGAUCAACGUUGACAGUGACAAUCAAGUAG